Messenger RNA from Rhinocladiella mackenziei CBS 650.93, 1671 nucleotides. RefSeq lists its product as uncharacterized. The record is from RefSeq and is a predicted model, not a curated record. The transcript has 2 exons. NCBI's taxonomy places the organism in Eukaryota, Fungi, Ascomycota, Eurotiomycetes, Chaetothyriales, Herpotrichiellaceae. The coding region runs from base 1 to 1671 and encodes 556 amino acids.
AUGGCCACCGUCAUAGCGCCCGUUGAACUGCCCACAAGCAGACGGUCCUAUUUCAAUACCGAUCCCACUCCCGACAUUCAUGAUCCCAAUUGGAUUCCGGUCCUGGACAGCGCCGCGUUCAAGUCAUCUUCGCCCUCGAUUGAGAAAGAAGCCUCCCCAUUUGGACAUGCCUCGUUUUCCUUAUUUCCCGCCACGUCGUCCAACUCUCCCAAGCCUCGUCCCGGGUUCUCGCAUAACUACUCCAAAAGUUCCCUGGCGCCUGAAAGUAUAGCGUCGUCGGAUUCCAGGUCGCAAAGCCCACAAGACGGUGUCGAUCCGUCAUCGAGUCUCGGAGGUCCCGUCCAGCCGGCUCAGAAUGAACCACGCGGACAACAUCGCCGACAGACAUCAACUGGAGACGCAUCUAGUGAAGAGAAGAUUUCCGUGGGGACAGAAGCAGCUGGGGAGGGGCCGAGCGCACCCAGUACCGACGGAACAGCUAGCGUCGCUGAAGAACGAACCUCAAGUCGUCAAGAGCCGCGCCAGGACCAGCAUGAAGACUCCCUCGCCAAUGUCAAUGGCAGAUCUUCUAUGACUUCCACGCGAAGGACGACGGUAUUGCCCCCGACAUCCAAGUAUAAUCGCAAACAGGUCGCACCCAUGGCCACCUCGAUGGCACGACCCUCAUUAAUUCCUAGUUUACCUCAAACACCUCAGGACUCACCUCGAUUAGGUCCCAGUGUGCCUGUCGGAGUGACAUCGAUUCCUGUCGUCCAAGCUCUGCCCUCUCCAAAGCUCCCACCCACCGAUCCGCCUCAACCGCCGGAGUCGACUCCGAGAUUGGGGCCGGCCAAAUCCUCUGCGUCUGAACGACGUCAACGGGCGCUACAUUCUCAUCCCUCGAACAUUUCAAUGCGGUCGCAACGCAACUCCCUCUCAGAAGACAUAGACAUUAUUCCCAAGCCACCCUCGGUACGGCAUAAGCCAAGGAAAUCAGCAGAUUCUCGUGCAACAACACCACGAUCGACGAUUUAUGAUUCCCAAGUGCCCACGCCGGCCCCGACAACGCCCCUCCCUCAACUACCUCCUCAAGCUCGAAGGCCAUCCACGCGUGAAAACGGGUCUCAAAGACCAGCCCAGACGCCAGGGGACGAUCCUGUGCCGUCCACCAUUUCCAAUAUUCGUGCCUUGGAGCAUGCGCGAAUGGCAGCAUUUAUGGCCGAGAAGAAUGUCAUUGUGUUUCGUCGGUUUGACGACGUUCAUGUCCGACUUCUCUUGUGUCUGCAGGACGAGAUAUCGCUGCUGGAGCAAGAGCUGUUGAAGUUGGAAAACUCGACAUCAGCCGGAAGUCCGUCCGAGAAGAUGGUGCAAAAGACCCGGGUGUUGCGAGAGCUAAGAAAAUUAGUGGCCGAGUAUGAUCAUCUGUUUACGACAUGGAGCAAGAUGCAAGCCUCCAAAGCCAGUGAAACGACGACAAAUGAACUGAAAAACUGGCGUGUGACGCCCGGGACCAGCGCAGAGGCCGGCCUAGGAAUUGACAUUCAACAGGAUUUACCAUGGUGGGAAAACAGUCAAGAUCUAAGCAGUCUUGCGUUCCGUGAGAAGCAAAAGUCGCCCGAACCGAAGCCAGAGAACAAUAAAGGUGGUGGAGGAUUUCCAGCGCUGUUCGGAUGUGGUGGGAAGCGGAAGUAA